CGGUGUUUUUAAGAGCCAUUGAUGAAACUCGAAAGAGCUAAUAAAGUCUUCUUUUCCUCUCGCUCUUCACACCAUGUCUGUCCCAGAUCUCGAUCCAGGGAGGAGAGGGAUGAUGCACCUGUCGAGGGUUGCGGUGGCGGGUGCCUUGCAUCGUGAGAUCGACGAGUAGCAGCGAGUCUACCGCGUCGCAUCGUGACGGAAAAGGAGAGAGCGACCGAGCAAACGUGUGAAAGGAAGGGAAAGAGAGAUAGAGGAGGGGGAAGGGAGAUAGAGAGAAAGAGAGAGAAAGUGCGCACGAGGGAGAUACGUGGGGGCGAGAGAGAGGUCGCGAUUGGUUAAGCCGCUCUCGGAAAAGCCCGCCUGGCUGCUCGACCGGCCGGCACUUUGCUCAGUUCUCCACUGCGCUCCGUGUGAAGCGGAGCUUUCGAGGUACCUUCUCGCUCUCCCUCUCACUCUCGUCGCGAUCCGCGUCGCGUCGCGGGAUCGACUCCUCGAUCUUGGGAUCUCUGCGCGAGACCGCCAGUCGCGUCCGUCAAGGAGUCGCGAGGGAAACGCAGUCUUGAUCGACGAUCCGGAUCUUUUUCUCGGGAAAGAAUCGCGGGACGAGAGAAGGGGUGAAAGAAAAGGACGACGAUGUGCGAGAGGAAGCUGCUGUGAGUGCCAUAGGACAAGAAGAUCUGAACUAAGCCGAGAGCGAGAUAUCGCGAGCCGAGGGGCUACCCUCGAAAAGCCGGGGAGGUGCGUCUUCAAAAACGAGCGUGAUUCAGGAUAUAAUCACGACGAUGUCGAAGAGAACGACCGAGCUGUCCAGGUGGCUGCUGCUGGCGGGACUUUUGUGCUACUCGUCCUGCCAGAGUGUACCGUCCUCCUUUGAGAAUAAAACCGGCAGCCAGAAUGACAGCCGGCCGCGGAUAUUCUCACCCAGGAUGGAUUACGACGAAUGGACGCCGCUGGGUCGCGGCGAUCCCCUGAAGAACAACCCGACUUUUGACUACGUGCCUCCGGUUCUCGACAGGGUGCAAUAUUGGCUUGACUCGCAUCAGCAGCAUACAACUGAGCCGUCAUCUAAGCGCGAUAUCCUCGUGUUAGGCGUGACUGCCAAGAAGACCAGUCCGAAGAUACCCGAGCAGUUUCUAAAGUUCGUGGACGGAUCCAAGUUUACGCGAACCGGCGGCCAAGAUACGACCGUGUACAGGAACGACUUCACCGGCAACACUGGUGCCGAGCCGCCCAAGGUCGUCCGCACUACUAGCUUCCGAAAUGGCUUGGUCGAUUAUAGAAAUCAGAACAGGUUGCAAUCGUUGCCGGCCAGUUACUAUCCCAGCUCGUAUUACAAUCAAAAGAUCAAGCCGUACACCAUGAUGAUGCCGCCGCCGAUAAUACAGAAGAGCGAGACGUCUGGUUUCAAGGUCGGCGCGUCCAGGGAUAAGAUAAUUGGCUACGCGGACGCGCCUCAGCCAUUUAACACGCAGACGGAGGAGGGACCUAUUCUUCAGGACACGCAGUAUUACGGAUCACUUUCGAAGGAUUAUGGACACUAUUCCCCUGCGCCUUCGCCGCGACCGUAUUCCACAUCCAAGGCGCCGGCGAGCAAGGUUGAGACCAUCAAGAGCGUGUAUAUACCGUCCGCGUCGCAGAGCACGAAAACGAAAUAUGAGGCGACCACCGCGCCAUCCGUAUCCUUCGAAAAAUCGAAUCUGAUUUAUCAAUCGACGCAGACUCUGUCUGGCGGAUGGCUCGGCAACAGCGAGCUCGCAUCAUCCUCCACCCCAGGAUUUCCUCCGGACGUUAAUCAAGUCUCGUGGCAGACCACGGAUUACUCGAAAGAUCAUUAUGAGAUUGAUCAUCAAGCCGCGGCUUCAUCUAAUCACGAGAUCGUCAUCGGCCAAAACGCGAAUAUUAUUGUAGAUGAUAAUAAUGAUGAAAAUGAGGAAGUAGUCGUGGGUCAAAAGGAAAUCAGCACCGAGGCGACGUCCUCAUCGAUGUCAGAAAGCGUCCCGCAAACAUUUACCGUCUCUACUACGACUGUAGAUUCUACCGAGCAAGAGGAGGAAACUGUGACUGACGCGCAAUCCUCGCCAAAGAUGCACAUUGUCGUCGCUAACUCGCCGUCCAGCAUCGCGGAUCUGGAAACGCACAAAGCGAAGAAAGGUCCGGUCGCUGUAAUAAUGCCGACUAACUACAUCGAAAAGAACUCGUCUUUAAGUUCAGAAUCAGCCGCGACUCUUCACGCCUGGGGGAGUCCUGCCACAUCCGAGAUGACGAAGACGACUAAUCAAGCGUCAAAGUUUCAAAUGCAACCAAUGAGGAAUGCGGUAACAAGUUUGCCGCUUUUAACAGAAGACCAUCCGUCCAUUUCCUCCGUGCCGAACAGAAUGAUAUCGCCUUCGCAGCUUGCGUCACAUCAACUUCCGCAUUCGUCUUCCGUUCCGGUACACAUGCCCUCCAGACAUCUAAGUAAUUCUCCGCACAUGUUCGUUCCUCCGGCGGCCUCGCAAUCGAUGAUGCGUCCUCAGACCAGACCGAAUCACGCCAUGAUUGCCAUGCAUUUUAUCGGCAGUAUGCGUCCCGGCUUCCGGCCAUCCUCGCCGAUAUCACUGUCUCAUAUGGCGCCGCCAAUGGCGCACAUGCACGCGUCACCUAUCAAGGACAUGAUGCCGCCAUCGCCGAGCACGGAACAGGCUUAUCAACAACCUCCGCAAUCGUUUCCCGUGACUUUUACCAGCCCACCGUCGCAAUCGACUUUUGAUACGCAGACAACCGGAUCAGGCGAGCGGCCAACUUCGAUUGAUCAUCAACCAUCUCGAUCAUCCGCGACGAUUGUCAAUUUGAUGACUACUUCGUCGCCGUUCACUUCAACAAUUUCGUCGACCGCGGAAUACAUGCCCACCAUGGAGAGCACAAGGCCCAAUCAGUCUCCCCUGAUAAAGAUCCUGAGUGCCGAAGAGAUUACAAGGAUGACGACGACGCUUGCACCAUCGACGACCGUUCCGCCGCGAACCACGACGGCGCCGAGUUUGACCACCGAUCCGAUAUUCUCGCAUUACAAACAACCGGCCAAACCAAUUCGCGGUCCGAUGUAUCUCAUUAUCCAGGGUCAUUCGAAGGUAAAGACCUACAAGCCGACGGUGAACAAGCACGGUGUGCCCGUGGAGAACAACGAGAUCUCUGAGAGUGCGACCGAGCGACAGUUGUCCAAGCUGGAGCAGCUGAUUCACGAGAACACUAAGAACGGUGCCGUCGAUCUGGCCGCCGAGAAGAGGAAGCUGGAGAAAGAGAGAGCGCGCGCCGAAGAAAAGCGUGCUUCCUCGCGCCGGGAAGACAGUCUCAUGAGUCUAGUCGAGAGCGGUCUGAGCGGCUUCACUGUGUCGCCCUCGAUGGAGGACGCGCGUCACGCGUCUAAUUCGGUCGCGAGCAUCGAGAUUAAUUAAGGAUCCGCCGUUUGCGCGCAGUUCUCCCGUGAGGGGAUACCAAGCUUAGCAAACGGAUGUUGAGGUAGCUGAGGGCACUUUCCGCGUCCUCCUGCGGCGGAAAGGCAAUCGCCGUUCUUUCAGUAGAGGCGAAAACUUUCGAAACAGACGAAGAGUCUCUCGAUUUAUAUUCGAUUGUUGCUUACGUACGAAGUCGUUGGAUGAAAAUCGAUGAAAGUCGAUUACGCGCGAGAUAUAGGGAUCGAAAUUUUAUGUGGCUGAUCCUCCUAGCAUUUCCCAAUUCCAAUGCGGAAGUUAUCCGGGAGAUAUGCGUAACUUCAACACGCUGGUAAACGAGAUUUUGUAUUGUUACUAUAUUUUAUAUUAUUUAUCCUAUGUUUAUCGUUCCGUGAUAUUGAAUGCCUCUAUGUGCUUUUCUUUUACUUUUUCAAAUAGCGCUCCUGUAGGCUACCUGAGCGGAUUAACGUAUUUAUAGAUUUAUAGAUAACGAUCGAAUUACGUAUGCAAUGACGUAUACGGUAAACGAAUAUAAGUAUUUUAUAUUUAAUUUAUUUAAAUUAUUGAAAUAUAAUUUGAUGUGCUUUGAUCAUGCCCAUUACUUUUAUAAUUAUUAUGAUUGUUAUAUAUUAAUGAAUAUUUUUCAGAUAAUUUAUUAUUUAUUUUGCUUAAUAUAUAUAUAUAUAUAUAUGUAGGAUAGAUACAUUAAUUUAUUUCAUCUCGCGCAUUAAACAUGCAUACAAUUUUGCGACACAAAGUGUGCCACAACUAUAAUUCCAUCAGCGUCGAGAUAAUCGUGUAUCAAUCGACGUGAGAGAUCCGAGGUAAUUAACGUCGCGAUUAAUGAGAUUUUUUUUUUUUGACUCUGUGUCAAUGAUUCAUCACUGCGCGUCCUAUAAAGAUUGGUUACAAAUUCGCGCAUUCAUCAUGUACCGAGAUUUCUCGAGUAAUUUUCGAGUUUUUGUCGCGCGAAGAUGAUAAUUUCCAAAUUUCUCAUAAAAUCGCGCUACUAGACGGAUCUUGUCGCCACCUUACAUUUUUUCGUGGUCGCGCGUGCGGAGAAAGAUUGUUUUUUUUUUUUUAUCUAUCUUUAAGAACAAACAUAUAUCUUUACGUCGCGCAUCAACGCGUUUGUUUACUCGAGAUCGACGACUGUCAUCUCGCGGUGAUGACAAAUCCUCGCUGUCACCGGAUAACAGAGGCUCAACCAGGCAGUUCUCUCCAUGUCCUGCCAUACGCUUUCAUCCACGAUGAGAAAAGCACGCCAAUUUCAUAUGUGCCAGUAUACAUAACGUUACGUAUGUAUAUAUAUAAGAGCAUAAUUAUAUAUAUACAGGAUAUCUCUCAUAUAUAUAUAACAUACAAACUGAUAGUAUUCCUUAUCAAUAAAACAAACAUCUUUUUCCUUUGACAAAAUUUCCGGAAAUGUAUCAUUUUCGGGAUAUCUUAUUUUUCUUUUAUAAAAUACAAUGCAUUUGCUUUUUGCGUAUAACUUUGUGCAUUUCAUUCUUCAUGUAAAAGUUUUUAUUCUGUAAUUCUGUUAUAAUUAAAUUUAAUAUACAUUACACAUAUAGAUAUUAUUAUUUACUUUGCUUAUAUUAAAGGAAACUUACGCUUUACUAUAAGAAAAUUUGUUUUAUAUUAUCUGGAAUACAAUUUUCAAGUCUUUUAUUAUAAAAAUACUAAAUAGUAAAAUUAAUUACAAUAGAAUUAAAAGUAAAAUUUUUGCAUAAAAAAUCAUUUACGCGAAAAUCAAGAAAUAGCAAAUUCAUUCUAUUGACAUAUAAAAUAAAUAAGACAUCUUGAAAUCUGCAAAAAUGCAUUUCCGGAUAUUUUGCAAAGGGAAAAAGAAAUGCUAAUUUUUUGAUAAGGAAUACGAUACUGUCUAUAUCCUAUCUAUAUGGGAUAUCCUGUUUACGUGUUACACGCGUCAGUGCGGAAUAAGCGAUCGCUCGACGAUUCUCAUGGAGCAUUCGACCUGUUUUUAUCCUUGACGAUAGUUACCGGGAUCGCGAAUGUGUGUGCAAUGAGCGCGAAUUGAAAAUCGUGUUUCACUCGCUGUUUUACGGCGCGCGCUUUCUUUUACAAUCUAAAUAUUAAACGAACCCGUUUACGAUUAUCGCGGAGCGAUAUUACCAUGGCGGACUACUGCCUGUAUAGCUACUAUCAUUGAGGAUGUAAAGCCGCAUCUCGGACCGGUCCGGGCAAUCGUUUAAUUGCGACGCAGACGCGAAGCUUACGAUCGUGUGCUAUAUGCAUAUAACAAUAUUAUUUACCGUGCGGCGUAGUUGAAUAGAAAGAAAUACAGGAUAUCGCAGAAGUAGCGGAUUUCUUUGGACAAAUUGACAUGGCGAAGAUUGCGGAUUAAUUCCGAGUUAUCCUUUCAAUGCAUUUCUUACUCCUUUCAAUAUGAUUACUGCACCUUUAAAACGGGAGGUUCCGCUUCUAAAAUUCGAUAAUAUUGAGAUUUGUUAAAGGCUGAUUUCGCAAAAUCUUUGAUUGGUGCCUCAAUAUUUCGGCGGAACGUUUUAUCUGUCUCUCACUGCAAAAGAAAACUUUGUAGCUCCUGAGAUAUCUUGUACCCACGCACGGCAGUUGAUUGAUGUAAUUUAUAGAGAUUUUGAUGUUAAAGAUAGGUUUCUCUUUUUAGAUAUUUAUUGCGUUAGAUGCAGAAAUUGAAGGCGGAAAAUCUCGUUAACCGAUCCAACAUACCAUUCAAUCUCCAUUUGACACAUUACCUAUUUGGUACGUGUACCGAGAUUUUUCGUCUUCAAUUAUUUAUUUAUUCUCUAUGAUCUAUUAAUUUAUUGCAAACGUCAUCGCCCUAUAGAAUUUUCGUAUUUAUCGUAACGCCGAUCGCCGGCAAUAUAAUAUUCCAUUUCUCGUCUUUCCAUCGUCGUUCACUUCUCUACACAGCCCCAAAUUUCCCUUCACUCCCCAGACGAAUCCCGCUCUCGGACAAUGCGAAUAUUGUAAAAGGACACCGAAUUUCUCGCGCGAUUUUUUUUUUUUCUAUUUCGAAAAAGAUCUUCGAGAACCGGCGGGACGCUCUGUAAAGCACCCUAGGCGUCAUACAACGUGAACACUAGCUUAACACUAACACUAGUCUUACACUCUAUCAGUUACCAAACAUAUCGCGUACGUACUAACAGCUCACACACUGUAUCACGAUGCUCUUAUUCGUAGCGAUCGUAAUUAGGCGUAGUCAAAGUUACGCGCACCCACACACAAAUAUAUAUACAUACACACACACAUACAUAUAUAUAUAUAUAUAUAUAUAUAUAUAUAUAUAUAUAUAUGUACUCACGCAUACAAACGAUAUAGUAGUAUAUACUUCAUAUAUAUACAUAUUAUACGCUCAUAUGUAUUUAUAUAUAAAUGAAUUAUACGUACUUGGGGCGAUGUUGCGUGAGCGCGCCAUCGCUAUUACCUUAAUUACGCAUUUGGCGUUACGUUUUGCACGCACACGCUGCGGUGUGCGUUAAGUUUAUGUACGACAUAAAUUGUACCUGACGGUCACAUACACAAGCGCGUUCUGUUGAUUCUUCUGUUUUAUUAAUAAAGCAUCUUAUUAUCGA
Cataglyphis hispanica is the source of this 7006-nucleotide messenger RNA. RefSeq lists its product as uncharacterized. The record is from RefSeq and is a predicted model, not a curated record. The transcript has 4 exons. Bases 783 to 3431 code for a protein of 882 amino acids. Lineage: Eukaryota; Metazoa; Arthropoda; Insecta; Hymenoptera; Formicidae.